UUAAUUAAUUAUUUUUAUAAACAAUGUUCCAAAUGUCUUCAUAUUUCGUCCUCCGCUCCACUUCGGCUCGUUGAUCUCGCCUUCCUCUUCUUCCUCCUCCUCCUCCUCCUCGAGCUCUCAUGCCGCCUCGUUGACACGGCAACAUCUUAACCUGUGCGCCUGUAGGUGCGCACGAUAAUGGAGGCGCCGGCGCCGUCGUUUGUCUCCAAGGCCAGGACCGCCUUCCACUCCGCCGCGGCCAAAGCGGAGCGCGUCUUCACUGAUCUCAAAUCUGAUCGAGACGCGGAGAAGCAAGCAAAGAGGAACGAAGAUCUCUCAGAGGAGGACAAUGAAGUGAAGCCUAGAGGAUGGAGAGGUGCAAAUAUCGGAACAAAGCAAGAAUGGCAAGAUAGAUUGAAAAACUUAAGACUAGGGAGGAUAGGAGUUGAAAACCACGAAAAGGCUGAAACUUUAACCAUGGCGCUCCCUUUUGUUGACGAGAAUAUGUAUACUCUUAAAGUGAUACAAGAACAGGAAGCCAAGGCAUCAGAUGUUGCUUCAUUGGUAGAAUCUCUGAAUGCUAUCGAUGUGAACGGUAUUCCUUCUGCCUCUACUGUGAAGCAGCUGGCCGUAGCACUUGAAGCAGGAAAGAGGGCUAAGACUGUCAAAGACUUUGUUACAUCUUCGGGAAGUUCAUCACCAGUGAGGGAGAGGGGGGCCUUGAGCCUCUCUGCAGUGAAAUCACUGGUCCUCGGUGACAAAGAGGAUAAGCUUGGAUUUGAUCCUGGAGACGAGGAUAAACUUGUUUCUCUAACUCAAGCCUUGUUUGAUGCAGAGAGUAGUUUCCUCAGAAGAAAGAUUGACAGUGAUUUAGAGUCUCCAGCGAGCACAACAUCUUUGCCAAAAGAUAUUCAUGCUGCUCCGUCGGGCAGUUUCGUUGUUAAGCUAGCAGAAGUGAUUGGAAGCUUUACAACCCUAAGGAGAAUGACUUUGUUCUGGUGCAGGGUUGUUGAUGAAUUGAGAAGAUUCUGGACUGAAGGAAAGCACAUACCAGGGAUCCCUCUGGACGAGAUUCCGGAUUUAAAAUUUUGCCUGCUGCAUCAAUGGUUACAGGUCAUAAAUUGCUGCCUUUCUAGGAAAGCACGUCGGAGAACUGCAACUGAAGCACUGGAUGCUGUAAUGAGGCAAUCCAGUUUGACUGAUGAAGACUCAGAUGUUUCAGAAGGAACGGCUUCUUCUGUUCCUCUUUUGUAUGCUAAAAGUAAUACCGGAGAACUCAUACUCCGGCUAGGUGUUAAUCACCGAGUUGAGAACUUAACAUUGUUGGAAACUGGUCAACCUGUAUAUGCCCCAAUAACUCAGGAAGGACCUCUUCUGACGGAAGAUCUUAUCAGAGAAACAGAGGAACUGGUUCUCCGGACAGGGAGCAUGGGUGCCGGGUGUUCUCAACUCCUGUCUGAUAUGCAGGCUUUCAAGGCCGCAAAUCCCGACUGUACAUUGGAAGAUUUUGUGAGAUGGCACUCUCCUCCAGAUUGGACCGAAAAUGAUACUUCCCCCGGAGAGGGUGAUUCUUCAUCUUUACGGGGUCGAUUGAGUACUCGGAUGCAGAAAGAAGGUAAUUUAUGGAGAGAACUGUGGGAAACCGCCAAACCCGUGCCCGCUGUUAAACAAACACCUCUCUUUGAUGAAGAUUUAGCAGUGGAAGGGAUCCUGAAUUGUUUGGAAGACAUACCAGCUGCCGAGCUUUUCGAGCAACUCUUUGUCUCCCUAGUUGCCUCGGGAUUUGCGAUGUCAGAACCAAGACUAGCGAAAAACGAUGAUUUGUCGAAGAUGUUCUACAAAUGCAAGGAUUAUGUGGUCGUGACUUGUCAGGGACACAAAUGGAGCGAUAAACUCGACGAUCUCUGCCAGGUCUACGAAACCGUGGAAACGAUGUUACUACGGCCGGAAGAGUUUUUGAGAACGAUGAAGCAAACGGAGGAAUCUCCGACGGGCGAAACCAGACGCCGUUUCAGGCGGCUCGGAUUUAUAUUUCGGGGUAAAGAGAGAGGCCAGAAGAAGCAACAACAAGGAGGAGGAGAAGAGCAGCAGAAAGGUUCAGAAGGAAACCCUAAUCGCCAAUCGUUCUCUAGUUUCUUCGACGGCAAGUCAUCUUUGUUUUCCAAGAGACCUCCUAAACCGGAAAACGCAGACGGCACUGUCGCUUGAUCUCUCUACCUUUUUUCCCUUUUUUUUUUAUUUGGGAAGUGUAUUUUGAUUGGUUGGUAACUGUAAAUUACCAUUGAAAUUUGUUCAGAUAGAAAUGAAUAAAGAUGCUUCAAUAUUUUAUA
Molecule: messenger RNA, 2309 nt
Organism: Tarenaya hassleriana
Lineage: Eukaryota; Viridiplantae; Streptophyta; Magnoliopsida; Brassicales; Cleomaceae
Exons: 14
Coding region: 178-2187 (669 amino acids)
Biological process (GO): positive regulation of GTPase activity
Molecular function (GO): GTPase activator activity
Source: RefSeq, a predicted model, not a curated record